Camellia sinensis is the source of this 4998-nucleotide messenger RNA. RefSeq names its product FIP1[V]-like protein. The record is from RefSeq and is a predicted model, not a curated record. NCBI's taxonomy places the organism in Eukaryota, Viridiplantae, Streptophyta, Magnoliopsida, Ericales, Theaceae. Gene Ontology annotation, biological process: mRNA processing. Gene Ontology annotation, cellular component: nuclear speck. Gene Ontology annotation, molecular function: RNA binding.
UCCCAUUUACAUUCUCAAAUUUUUGUGCUAACACAAACCUCAAAACCCAUCAUCAUCCUCUGUAUAAAAAGCUGUCUGUCUGUCUCUCUCUCUCUCAUGGAGGACGACGACGACGAGUUCGGAGAUCUGUACACUGACGUCCUCAGACCCCUCGAAUCCUCGGCUCUCUCUCAGAACCGCCCGAUCGAUCUCAACAUUCAGAGCGAUGAUGAAGAUAUUCUCUCGGGAGCUCCUAAUUCUAACCCUAAUUUCAAUUUCACCAGCUCUCACCAGAACCAAACCCUAGUUUUCAACUCCGAUAAGGCUGCCCCCGAACUGGGUCUCGCCUCAAGUUCCGAUUCUCAUCGGAAUUUGAAUUUGAAUUUGGAUUUGGAUGGUAAGCAGCAAAGUCAAGAAGUGGACAUAGAAGAAGGUUUAGCUGAGGGGGUGAGUAAUUUGGGGUCGGAUUUGCCGGAGCCAAGUGUGCCUAGGGUUUUGGAGAGUUGCGGUGAUGUGAAAUUUCCAAACUUGAUGGAUGAGUCCGAGAUUGAUGUUGUUGUUGUUGAGGAGAGAGAUGAUAAAGAUGAUCUAUUGGUUGCAAAAGAUGAGGGUUCUAUGGAUAAAAACGAUAAUUUUGAGAAAUUUGAUGUACAAGAGAUUAAUACUGGGAUUGGAGAUUUGGGUUCGGAGCCACUGAUACCUGGUCUAUCAAUUCCCGGGGUUUUGGAUGCUAUGGAUAAUCGAGGUAACUCGAAUUUUGUGAUGCGGGAUGAAGCCAGCGCCGAGGGGGAUGAUUGGGACAGUGAUAGUGAGGAUGAUUUGCAGAUUGUAUUGAAUGAUAACAACCACGGACCAAUGGCGAUGGGAAAGACUGGAGUGAUGGGAAGUGAUGAUGAGGACGAAGAUGGUGAUCCUUUAGUUAUUGUUACUUAUAGCGAACCGGGUCAUCAGCCAAUGGAAGAGCAAGAGUGGGGUGAAGAUGUAGCACAGGCGGCAGACGGUGAGAGAAAAGAAGUAGGUGAUGCAGCCAAAGUGAAUGGAGGAAUGGUUGUUCCGCCAAAGAUUGGGUACAGCAAUCAUCCAUAUCAGCCAUAUCAUUCUCAGUUUAAGUAUGUGAGACCUGGUGCAGCUCUGAUGCCUGGAGCAGCUCCUGUUGGCCCUGGAGGAGCCCCAGGUCAAGUUCGUCCGCCAGUCAACAUGGGACCUGUUGUCGGUCGUGGUAGAGGUGAUUGGCGGCCAACAGGAAUAAAAAAUGCUUCUCCAAUGCAGAAAGGUUUUGUUCCAGGGUUUGGAACACCUGUUUGGGGGAACAAUACAUCAGGACGUGGUUUUGGCAGUGGGUUGGAUUUCACACUUCCAUCACACAAGACUAUAUUUGACAUUGACGUCAAUAGUUUUGAGGAAAAACCAUGGAGGCUCCCUGGUAUUGAUAUAUCGGAUUUUUUUAACUUUGGUAUGAAUGAGGAGAAUUGGAAAGAUUAUUGCAAACAGCUGGAACAACUUCGCCUGGAGGCAACCAUGCAAAGCAAAAUUCGUGUCUAUGAAAGUGGGAGAACAGAACAGGAGUAUGAUCCAGAUCUGCCACCAGAAUUAGCUGCAGCAGCAGGUAUUAAUGAUAUCUCACCUGAAAAUGGAAAUCUUGGGAAGAUGGAUGCUGGACAAAGUGAUAUAGCUAAAGGAUCUGCACGUGUGCGGCCACCAUUGCCCACUGGGAGAGCAAUUCAGGUGGAAACUGGUUAUGGUGAGCGUCUCCCGUCCAUUGAUACUCGGCCACCACGUAUUCGUGAUUCUGAUGCAAUUAUUGAGAUUGUCUUGCAGGACUCAGCAGAUGAUGAUUCCCUUCAGGGAAAUGAUGUCACAGAGCAGCCGGAAAAUGAUUGCUCAAGGGAGAAUUUCAGAGGAGGCCAUGAAAUUGAACGAGAUGUUGCAGAGGAAGAUGCUGUACAUUUUGAUGGUUCCCCACUCGCCUAUAAUGGUAGGAAGAGGGAACUGAUUGAAAGAAGAGCACCCUUCGUGAAUUCUGUUCAGGAUAACCUUACCGAAGGAGAUGAAAAUUUGCCUUUGCCCCCAGAAGCACCAGUUCAGUAUCCCGAUUCUAGGGGUCAGACGUCUACAUAUUCUGGUGGAGACACCCUCUAUGAGGAGAGGCGGACAAAGGGAAGAACACAGAACAGAUCCCCCAAUAUUAGCUGUAGUGACAAUCAGAAGGAAGGUUCAGUUGAAAGCAUUGGUGGAGAACAUAGCCCUCGAUUAUCAUCUCCCGUCACUGUUGGGAGUGCUGAGAAUCUUGAUGCUGAACAUGGUGAUGGUUUGCAUGAUGAGCUGGUGCUGACUGAUAGAAGCUCUGGAAUGGAUAGGGAGGAAGUGGCCUUGGAUGCAACAACUACAACGGAUACACACAUGGGUAAAAAUCCUUUGCCUUCUGUGAAAAAGCAAAAGUUAAGUUCUCGAGUUGAACAAUCUUCUCUUCAAGAAAUUGAUGAUGGAUGGGACUUAAAGGCAUCAAGAAGUAGUGAAAACAGCAAAGGAAGAUCAGGGAGCAGCAGGGAUUAUCAGAAGCUUCAUGAUAGUGUUGACGAGGAAGUUGCUCAGCUUGGACGUUCUUCACGCAUGGUGAAUUUGAAGCGACCCCAUAGUGAAGAUGAGCAAAGUAUCAGAAGAAGAGGUCAUGACGAGAGACAUAAGAUGGUCAAACAUCGUUUGGUGGAAAAAGGUAGGGAUGAUUCCUAUUCUCGUAGGGAUUGGGAUCCUCACUUGGCCCAUCAAUCGCACAGGAAAACUGAGGGUAUAGACAGGCGAAAAGAGAGAGAAGAGAGAGAUAAUUCGUGGCAACGGCAAGAUGAUGAUCCACAUGGUAUGAGGAUUAGAGCUGAAGACACAAGGAAGCGAGAGCGUGGUGAUGAAAUAGGUUCAAGGCACCGGAACAGGGUUCAAGAAAGUGAGAGGAUAGACAAAGAUGAACAUCUUCAGUUGAGGAAACAGUUGGAUAAUGGUAAUUUAAGGGCCCAUCAUGAUAAAGAUGUGCAAUCACGACACAGAGAAAGGGAUGAUAAUAUGAGGAGUCGAUAUGAGAACAUGGAUGAUGCCCAUAGAAAAAGAAAGAAAGAAGAGGGACAUUUAAGGAGGGACUCUGAAAAGGAAGAAAUCUUGCGGGGCCAUAGAGAAAACUCUAGUCAUCGAAAGCGAGAAAGGGAUGAUGCUUUGGAUCUGCGUAAGAGAGAUGACCAAGUGAGAACUAGAGAUGAUGAUCAACAUUCUGUCAGGCACAAAGAAGAGAGCUGGAUUCACAAGGAGAGGGGUGAGAGGCAGAGGGAGCGGGAGGAGAGGCACAUGAUCAAACAGUCACAUGAAGAAAGUUUAUCAAAGCGGGAAAGAGAAGAACGGGGAGGAGCAAGGAGUGCACAAGCUGCAGAAGACAAAGCAUGGAUUAGCCAUGCUAGAGUGAAGGAUGAGUAUAAGGGAUCUGAUAGAGAUUACCAAUUUAAAGACACUGGGCGGCAUGGUGAGCAACUUAAGAGGAGGGAUCGGGUUGAGGAUGGAAGUCUUUCGCAGCAUAGGGGAUGGGAAGAUAUCUAUGCACGUGGAAACCAACCCAGCAUUGAUGAGAGAAGAUCAAGGCAGGAAAGGGCAAGUACACGUGAUCGUGCUGUGAGUGGUUCUGAUAACAAUAGGGCGCAUGAAAAAAAACAUAAAGAGAACACAAGGAAGAGUAAAGAAUCUGACGGUAAUGAACAAAACUCCAUGGGCCCUUCAAAGAGAAAUCAAGAGGAACAAAGUGGUCGGAUGAAUGAGCCGAUGAAAUUGAAAGGCACAACUGAGCGCGCAAACUGUGAGCAUGAGAUUCUGCUGAACCCGUCACUCUUCCAAAAAACAUAGGGAAGAUGCUUCUUCAGAUGAUGAGCGACAAGAUUCGAGAAGAGGACGGUCCAAAUUGGAACGCUGGACAAGCCAUAAGGAGAGGGAUUUCAAUGUUAACUCUAAGUCAUCAUCUUCCUUGAAGGUUAAAGAGAUCGACAAGUUUAACAAUGGUGGCUCUUCUUCCUUAGCCAGAAGGCUCCCAGAUGAAUCUUCCAAGACAGUUGAAACCGUUGAGAAUCAACAUCCAUUGGGUGAUCAAAAAGAUGUUGGUGAUGUGAAAUGCUUGGAUGAUAGACACUUGGACACAGUGGCAAAGUUGAAGAAACGAAGUGAGCGUUUCAAGCUUCCAAUGCCAAGUGAAAAGGAAGCCAUGGUGAUUAAAAAGAUGGAGAGUGAACCAUUGCCUUCAGCCCAAAAUGAAGCCUGUGCAGACUCGGAGAUCAAACCGGAGCGUCUAGCUCGGAAACGGAGGUGGAUAAGCAACUAAUUGUGAAAUCAAGGAACCAAUUUUCAAUGUUAAAAUGUGCCUCGUGUAGGCUUUUCGGGGCUAGUGGCAUUACUAUUCUGCAGCCAUAUACACUUUCUUUAUUGUGUACAUAACAGUGAAUGUAACAUUGUCCUUGCCAUUGAUGGUGACUCAGAAUUUUGGUUCCUAGUAACAAGUAGAGUGUAUUCAUUUAUAGAGAUUGUAUACCAGUUUUCUUGGGGGUCACUUAAAGGACCUGGUUGUUCCAAUAACCAUAUCUGACCUGAACAAAGGCUGGCGCUCCACAAGGCGAGGCACUUGAUUAAUGCUGGCUGCGUCAAGUAUCGGUAUGGCAUAGAUUCGAAGAAAUUUAAUGCAGGGAACAUUUAAUUGAAAGAGAAUGACCCCUCUACUCUGGAGUAGGAAAGUCAUUGAGGUCGAUGUAGAUGGAUGAUCUGCACUUAUUGUAGCUUGAUUUUCUCUGUACCUGUAUGAUAGAUUUUUUGUCACUUUGUUUUAUUUUGAUGUUCCUUUUCUGUGUUUUAAGGAACAAAAGAGAUAUAGAAGUAAUUGAAGAGAGAGAGCAGGUGAUUAGUUAACAUUGACAUUGAGGAAAUGACCUAGUGCAGUGAGCCCCUUUUUCUUAGUAGAUAUAGCAAGUUUGGAAUAAUGGUAUUUGAUAGGAUUGACUUAAA